Mytilinidion resinicola is the source of this 1902-nucleotide messenger RNA. RefSeq lists its product as uncharacterized. Bases 1 to 1902 code for a protein of 633 amino acids. Gene Ontology annotation, cellular component: nucleolus; cytoplasm. Lineage: Eukaryota; Fungi; Ascomycota; Dothideomycetes; Mytilinidiales; Mytilinidiaceae. Gene Ontology annotation, biological process: positive regulation of translation; nuclear-transcribed mRNA catabolic process, nonsense-mediated decay. The record is from RefSeq and is a predicted model, not a curated record. The transcript is spliced from 2 exons. Gene Ontology annotation, molecular function: mRNA binding.
AUGGGUCCGCCCGCAGCUCCACCAGCUCCCGUGAACGGCGUGCUGCCAAUCUCGGUGCUGCAGAAGAAUGCUCCCGCCGCUGCACCCCGCGGGCCCUCAGCAAAGGCCGCCGCACCCCGUCUUAAGCUUGUGCUACGCCGACUGCCCCCCGGACUGACCAAGGCCGAGUUCGAGGCAGCUCUGGGAGACGACUGGAAGCUCGGCGCCGGCAAGGUGGACUGGCUGCUCUACAAGGCGGGAAAGAUAUCCAAGGACCUAGCCAAACCAUCCCGACCUUCUCGAGCUUACCUAAAAGUCACCUCACAAGAGAAUGCCACAGCGCUAUCUGACCUCGUUCGACACGCCUCCUUCAACGAUGCCGCAAACUCGGCCAGAGACGCUGCCCUCAUUGGGCCACCUACCCUCGAAUUUGCUCCCAACUCCCGGGCUCCAGGCGGUAGACGCCGCAAUGAUGCUCGUCAAGGCCUCAUCGACCAGGACCCAGAGUUCAAGGACUUUCUCGAGAGCCUCACAAAUCCCGUCACCAAGCCAGAAACCAAUGGAGAAGGAGCUUCCGAGAAACCGGAUAAAGUCACAACAACUCCCCUCAUCGAGCACAUUAGGGAGAAGAAGGCCAACAAGGACAAGCCCCAGGCCAAGCUUGCUGGUAAGCACGCUCGAGGCGAGUCGCGAGACGACAAGUCCGACAAGGCAGGGGAUAAGAAGAUCAUCAGCAAAGCUGGGAAGGAAAAUGCUGCUGCCUCCUCGGAGAAGGGCAGAAAGAUGAGCAGGGCAGAGCGGGCUGCUAAAGAAGCCGUCAAGGUUCUGAAUAAGGAGGCAUCAGCUAAAGUAGCUGAGACAGCAUCUCCUACGGCAUCGGCUCCCCCGGAAAGAAAACGAGAGCGUGGGAGUGGGAUCGCGGCAGCCAAGAUACUCCAGCGAGAUUUAGGUAUAGGACCAGCUCCCGCCCGCAGACGUGGUACGAAGCGUGAAAGCAGUGCAGCACCGCCGGAUUCUGCCAACAAACCGGAAGAGACGCCACCAGUGAAAGAGACCCAGGCGGAGGCUAGUGCAACUGCACCUCCAGACAAACAAGCCAACGCCAAAGUACCGGCUGCUCCCAAGCCCCCAAAGGAGUCCAAUCGGCCAACUCGUGCAGAGCGACGUGCCCAUAAGGCAGCUCGGGAAGAAAAGAAUAGCCAACCGAACGCAGAAGGAUCCAAGCCGCAACCAAAAACGCCGCCUGCACCUGUCAUACUUAAGAAGCCACCAACAGCACCACAGUCUCCCGCGAAAGGCCCUGCUCAGCCACCAAAGGGCCCUGCUGCCUCGCGUGCUACACCUCCUGAGCCGGCAGCCGCGAAAGCUAUUCCACCGACCGCCCCAGCCGCAACUCAGAAGGCUGCACAGGUCCCCACGCCGUCGACAACAGCCCCCACAUCUACCGGCCGCCAAGCCUUCUUGAAGCAUGCCAACCCAUCUCAAGGCAUCACGGAGCCCUUGAUCGAAGCUGCCCUUGCCGUAUUCGGCGCCAUUGAAAAGGUGGAAAUCGACAAGCGUAAAGGGUUCGCGUACGUCGAUUUUGCGGAUCCGAAUGGCUUGCAAAAGGCCAUCGCAGGCAGCCCGGUCAAGAUUGCGCAGGGCGCAGUGCAAGUGCUGGAGCGGAAGGAGAAGCCUGCUCGGCGACCGCCUGGGCCUGCUGGCCCGCCUACUGGGCCUGCACGUGGUGGCCGUGCUGGCGGCUUUGCUGGUAGAGGUGGAAGAGGAAGGGGUGGCGGAAGAGGGGGCGCGGUUGUGGCGAAUGAAGGGGCACAAAACUCGAGCACGAGUGUGCCUGUUACUGCGAGUGCAGUGAAUACGCCAGCUGAUGCGCCAACUCUAGCGCUGGCUCCGGCUCCGGCUCCUGUUGAGGCUGGGACUUGA